AUGAUUAAACAAAUAAAUAUAAUGGGAGAAAUUAAUUGGCAACUUAAAAUGGAAGUCGGGGAAUUAGAAAAUAAAAAUUUAGUGCUUGAAGAACAAGCUAAGAAGGCUAAUGAAAACAACGAAGAGCUAAAUAAAACAAUUAAUAAAUUACUAGGUGAAUUAGAAAAAUCAAAAAAGGAAAAGGAUUUGAAUUUUGUCAAGCUUCUAAAUGGUUGGAAAUUAGUUGAAAACAUUAAUCCUUGUUGUAACAAAAAAUGUGAGAAAAAAUAUAGUGGUCGUUGUAUUCAAGGAAAUGGAUGUAUUCGAGUGAAAUUAAAUGGGAAAUUAAAAUAUAAUAAACGAAUAGAUGAUAAAGGUAGGGAAAUUUAUAAAGGAAAACUUUUAAAGAAGGAUUUAAAAAAUAUAAAAGUUAAUCUAGCUAUUCAAGUGGUGCUUGGUAAUCCUUUUAGAUUGGACAUAUCGAAGCUUUUGUCAAUUUUUUCUAAAUUAUUUUGUCAAAUUUAA
Messenger RNA from Meloidogyne enterolobii, 504 nucleotides. NCBI's taxonomy places the organism in Eukaryota, Metazoa, Nematoda, Chromadorea, Rhabditida, Meloidogynidae. The record is from the annotation of a GenBank genome assembly.